AUGCCAGUCACAAUCACCAACCACAUGGUGACACAAGCAGAUUUUACUCUAGCGGCGUGCCGUAGUAGAACUUUAUCUCUGUCUGUGACUACAGAUGGUAUUUGGAGGCGGCGCAGGGCAGCUUCGCGAUCGGCAUUUUCAUCUUCUGCCGUUUUGAUGCAUCUCGCCGGACUGCGAGAAAACGAAGUAAUCGAAGAACAACGCAUUUUGUCUCGUCACAAUCGAAUCUCCCUCGCCGAUUUUUCGUUCAACUGCAACGCAUUCGGAGACAAGGACUGUCUUUUAUUCUUUCGGUUCAAAAAAACGAUGUGCUGA
This is a messenger RNA of Chondrus crispus (carragheen), 315 nucleotides long. RefSeq lists its product as hypothetical. Bases 1 to 315 code for a protein of 104 amino acids. The record is from RefSeq and is a predicted model, not a curated record. NCBI's taxonomy places the organism in Eukaryota, Rhodophyta, Florideophyceae, Gigartinales, Gigartinaceae. The transcript has a single exon.